ACUCGUUGCUUUCCCCGGACUGCCGAUAGGGUCAUCCGGCGGCCGGUAUCCAAAGAGAGAGAGAGCAUGGGUGACGAGGGGGGAACCACAUCCGCGGCCUUCCGGAAUUGCAGCCAGAAAUCCACAAUGCCCCCUCGGCUAGCCCAGAAGCAAAGAGAGGCGACUCCAUCGGUAUUCAACCCCAACGUCGAGACCAGCUAUGGCCUCUCUUGCGGUCGUGAUACACCACCACCACAGGGUAGAGAGAUCAGGGCCAAAGGGCGGCAUUGGGGCCCAGUACCAGAUCGCAGAGGAGGUCCCCUGGGCCGGUGACAAACUCGCAGUAAAGUCGAUGCUUUGUAUCAAGGUCCCCUGCCGAGCAUCAAAUGUCGACGAAACUCCCGCCCACAUCCAGAGCCACGGCACUCUGGACUUCCCGUUCGUCCUUUCUCUAUGCUGCCAAAGGGCUGGCGGCCUCUGAUGAUGCCCAUUAGAGCACCGACGCCCAUUAAACUACCGACAUCCUUCUUGGCAAGUCAUUCAAACGUCAAAGUCGAAACCUUGGCAUCGGCUACAGCGUCGGCUACCCUACUACCAGGAAUCCAACGAACUUGUCGAGGGGGGACGAUUCCUGAAGCCUUGAAA
Messenger RNA from Colletotrichum navitas, 624 nucleotides. RefSeq lists its product as uncharacterized. The coding region runs from base 200 to 460 and encodes 86 amino acids. The record is from RefSeq and is a predicted model, not a curated record. NCBI's taxonomy places the organism in Eukaryota, Fungi, Ascomycota, Sordariomycetes, Glomerellales, Glomerellaceae. The transcript has a single exon.